Messenger RNA from Solea senegalensis (Senegalese sole), 5037 nucleotides. Its product is annotated as arf-GAP with Rho-GAP domain, ANK repeat and PH domain-containing protein 3-like. The record is from RefSeq and is a predicted model, not a curated record. Gene Ontology annotation, molecular function: GTPase activator activity; phosphatidylinositol-3,4,5-trisphosphate binding; protein binding. The coding region runs from base 955 to 5037 and encodes 1360 amino acids. Gene Ontology annotation, biological process: positive regulation of GTPase activity; signal transduction. The transcript has 29 exons. Lineage: Eukaryota; Metazoa; Chordata; Actinopteri; Pleuronectiformes; Soleidae.
CUGUUUGAGGUCUCUUAAUCAAUAAAGUUGGUUUUGAAUUUUGUCAUUUUGUGACUGACCGUGCAGAAAUGUAAAGAUCCUGGUCCUGGUCCUGGUCCUGGUCCAGGUCUAAUUUGAAAAUGUCCGUCACUUGACCUCUGACAUCAUCGUCAGGUUCUGACCUUUUAGAUGAAUGUUGUUCUUGCUUCAGUCCACACGGUGGCGCCACUGUAGUCUCACCUGAUCCACACACACACACACACACAGUCUCACACACGCACACGCACAGCGUCUUCCUGCUGUGAUAACAAAGGUCAUGUGACCUCGUCCUCCUGCAGCUGCAGACCGGAUCCUCACCACGGUGUUUUAUUGUUUCACACACUUCCUGUUUCCUGUCUGCAGAAUGUUGAUUGUUGUUGAGGCAGCGAGGAGGAAACUGUGCUCUGUGGACAGGACGUGUCCACAGAAGACGUCCUCAACUAAACACUGGACCCACACCCACUUACAUUCUGGUCCUGGUCCAGGUUUUCAGGUCACCUGGGGGUUAUUAUCAUUAUUAUUAUUAUGGUCUGUUCUGUUUUAUUUCACUUUUUCCAGAUGUUAUUUAUCGAUGUGGAUCUUAUUUUGGAAACAAGAGCCGGAAGUAGUCUUCUUCUGUCUCCACCAUUUUAUUUUUUUGAAGUUUUAACCGGAAGUCGUGUGGUGGGUCACGUGUGUAAAUUGACUCUCGCUCACAGUUUCUCCUCCCUGAGCCCGCGAGUCCGUCAGAGACUCGUUCAGGAUUCAGAUCUGUUCAGGACACAGCAACCACAGACCAGGACGCGGACCAGACCACAGAGACCUGCAGCGACCUCACAGACCCGGAUACUAACCAGGACCCAGAACCGAGACCGGAUCAGAGAUGGACACCUGUCUGUAGCUCAGUGAUGGCUGCCAUGUUUCCUGGAUGUGGAGGUGACAUCAGAUCCAGACUUCAUGUUGGUCGUCAUGGCAACGCUGGAUGGAAGCACGCCAGUUGAGACUCUUCUGGCUGCGAUUCAUCUGGAGAGGUACCUGGACACCUUCCGUAGAGCUGCUCUGCUAUUGGCUCAGGACUUCACUCACCUGGACCAUGAUGCUCUGGUCAGUCUGGGCGUGACCGCCACUGGACACAGGAAGAGAAUCCUGCGCCUGGUCAGUCACAUUCAGAAGUCACAGGCACAAACAUCCAAUCAGAGAGCGGCGUCUGAUCUGCCACGUGACCGCUGUCAGUCUGCGUCUUCAUCAGAGCGUGUUUGUGGCUCCGCCCCUCACCGCCGCUCUACAGGACCUGUGAACUUUGAGGUUUUGAGGAAUAGUUCUGAGCCAAACCUCGCCGCCAUGUUGACAAACUCAGAGUCCAGCAGAGCUGCGGUGAAGCCGGUCCCCAAACCCAGGACUGUCUUCAACCGGCGCAGGACUGCACCCGUCCACUUCAGUCCCACCCCUGACCCGGCCCCGCCCCCACCCCGCAGGCUCUCCCAGGAGUCCAUAUGUUUCACCAUGUUGGAGAGUCUCACCUCCAGGGACACGCCCACUCCUGGCAACAAGUUGACCUCUGAUCUCAAUGACAAACUGACCACACCCCACAGGAGGUGGAGCCGACCAGAGAGGUCGAGGCCCACUCGAAGUUUGUCUCUAUCAGACACCGGCGGGUCGUUGCCACCUGUUCCCCCGCGUAUGAACCGCUUAGUUCCUCCCUCAGUCCACCAGGAGGCUCCGCCCUCUUCUUCUCCACCUGUGCAGACGGAGCAGAACAAGACUUUGUUGACUUCUGGUCCUGGAAGUGUUGAGAGCAGCGGACACUCUGGAUCCACAGGGAUGGAGAUGGUCUCAAAUGACAUCUACUGGGGCACCUUACCUGGAUCUACUGCCCCCGGUGGAGAGAGAAGUCACUGCAGCCAUCUGUCAGCUCCUCAGACUCCGCCCAGACAAACUUCUGAGAGGAACAGUUGCAGCAAUUUAAGUAACAAUUCUUCAGGAUCAACCAGAGUGUCCACUGAUGACCCUGAAGACCCUGAAGAGGACAUCAGUCCAUACUGUGAGACAGUUUUUCACAGCAGAAGAAACGUCUCUGAGAUUGACAGAAGAGGAGUGGAAACAAGAGACAUGAGGAAGGAAGAGUGGAAAGACGCAGAGGAUCAUGGACAGAAGUUGUCGUGGACAAAGCGUCUGUCUCAGGCUCUUCACUCUGGAGAUUCUCAGGGCUACAGCACCGUUGGCGAAGCCCCGUCCCCUCUACGCGGACUGUCCCUGCCCCCCCACGAGACGGACGACGACUUGACCAUUUCCCCAUAUGCCAGCUACACCUCCCUGACCGAGAGAGCCCCGCCCAUCAUCAGUGGCUGGCUGGACAAACUGUCUCCACAAGGAAACUAUGUUUUUCAGAAACGCUUGGUGAAGUUUGACGGGAAAAACCUAAUGUACUUUGGCAGCGAGAAGGAUGUUUAUCCUAAAGGAGUCAUCCCAUUGGCUGCCAUCCAGAUGUCCCGCCCCUCCAAAGACAACAAGUUUGAAAUAGUGACGAGUCAGCGGAUCUUUGUGUUCCGGGCUGAAAAUGAAGUGCUGCGGCGCCGCUGGGUCUCCACUCUGCAGGAACACGUCAGGGAUCAGCAGGUGUUCGGACGCCGGCGUUUCGGUCCCGGGUCUCACUGUCAGAAACACGGCGCCCUCGAGCUGAAGGGAACCAAGUCCAAAGUCUACGUCGCCGUAAACACGGACCAGAUAUGGAUUCACAAGAGCGAGCAGUGUUUUCGUAACGGAAUAGGAAUCACGGUGAUCGAGGCUCGCGGUUCCACCAUCAGAGACGGAAAACACAAGAGCUUUGACCUCAUCACGCCGUUCAAAAGCUUCAGCUUCACGGCGGAGUCGGAUCGUGAGAAGCGGGACUGGAUGGAGGCACUGCAGGAGUCCAUCGCAGAGACGCUGUCUGACUACGAGGUGGCCGAGAAGAUCUGGUCCAACCGAUCAAACCGGACCUGCGCCGACUGUAAGGCCCCGAACCCGGACUGGGCAUCCAUCAACCUGUGUGUGGUCAUCUGCAAGAACUGUGCAGGACAGCACAGAAGUCUGGGGACGAUGGUCUCUAAAGUCCAGAGUCUGAAGUUGGACACCAGUGUGUGGAGUAACGAGAUUGUCCAGCUGUUCAUCAUGCUCGGUAACGACCGGGCCAACGACUUCUGGGCGCCGCGUCUGUCGCCCUCAGACGAGCUGGACUGCGACGCGUCGCCUGAACAGCGGCGGGAGUUCAUCACACAGAAGUACAGAGAGGGAAGGCUCCGCCUCCCUCACCCUGCGUUCAGCAGCCAGGAACAGCUGCUCAAGGUGUUGUGUUCGGCCGUUUCUGAACAGACGCUUCUGAAAACUGUCACUCACAUUUUCUCGGAGGCGGAGUCAGCUCGUCUCACCAACGACUUUGACUCCACCCAACAGCACCACCAGGUGUUGGAUCACUGCACUGCAUCAGACCCUGGUGUGUAUGAUGAGAUCAUGCAGCCUGUCCUUCACUCUGGGUUCCUGUUUAAAUCUGGUUCGGUCGGCAGAGGAACACUGAGCAGGAAAAGCAGAUCCGACUUUCAGAAGUUCUGGUGCUCGGUGGAUCGCGCGCUGCUUCUGUACGAGUCGGAGCGAUCAGCUGAUCCCUGCGCUCACAUCGACGCCAAAGACAUCGUGUGUUUGGGCGUCAGUCGACCCGACGCCGCCGCCAACAACAACAACAACGGAUUCAUCGACAGGUUCCGUUACACCUUUGAACUGUAUCUGAAGUCCGAGAAGGUGCAGCAGUUCGGCGUGGAGACGGCGGACGCUCUGCAGCGCUGGACCAGAGCCGUCGGGACGGCGGCGACACCUCUCAGCUGUCACUGUCUGCUGACCCGGGAGUUCGAGCGGGUCGGACUCCUGCGGUACCGGGCCAUGCUGGACCCUCAGCAGUGGAAGGACGCCUACUUUGUCCUGCAGAAGUCCAACCUCUUCAUCUGUCCUCAAACCGACGGCGUGGCAGAAGACAUCAUCAACCUGAACCGCCUGCAGGAGCUGAGUAUUGCAUCAGAGAUGGAGAACCAUGAGAAGAAGGACGUCCUGGUGUUGGUGGAGAAAGGAAGGACGCUCCACCUGCAGGGCGUCGGCCGCGCAGACUUCACUCUGUGGUACUCGGACAUCCAGCGAGCAGCCGGCGGGAAAGGAAACACGCUGAGGGAGCAACAGCUGAGCAGGAACGACAUCCCCAUCAUCGUGGACAGCUGCAUGUCCUUCAUCACGCAGUAUGGUCUGGGUCAUGAAGGGAUCUACAGGAAGAACGGGGCCAAGUCCAGGAUCAAACUGCUGAUGGACGAGUUUCGCAAAGACGCUCGCAACGUCAAACUGCGGAUCGGAGACCACUUCAUCGAGGACGUGACGGACGUCCUGAAGAGGUUCUUCAGAGAGAUCGACGACCCUAUCUUCAUGGCCGACCUCCACCCACUGUGGCAGCAGGCUGCUAAGACCCCUCAGAAGGUUCACAGGUUGGACCGUUACAAGGAAAUAAUCCGAAGUCUUCCUCGAGUCAACAGGACGACUCUGACUGCUCUCGUGGGUCACCUGUUCAGGGUGCAGAAAUGUGCAGACCUGAACCAGAUGUGCACCAAGAACCUGUCGCUGCUCUUCGCUCCCAGUCUCUUCCAGACGGACGGCAAAGGAGAACAUGAGGUGAAGAUCGUCGAGGAUCUGAUCGACAACUACCUGUACGUCUUCGAUAUCGAUGAGGAGCAUCAGACUCAGAUCGAGCUGGAAAUCAGCCUCAUCACCACAUGGAAGGACACGCAGUUGUCUCAGGCUGGAGAUCUGAUCAUCGAAGUUUAUCUGGAAAUGAAGAUUCCAGAUUGUUGCAUCACACUGAAGGUGUCCCCCACCAUGUGUGCUGAAGAACUGACCAAUCAGGUUCUUUACAUGAGGAACGUCCCUGCUGGAGACAAAGACAUCUGGAUGACGUUUGAGGCCAUUGAAGAUGGACAGCUGGAGCGUCCUUUACAUCCUAAAGAGAAGGUCCUGGAGCAGACUUUUUGA